Melampsora larici-populina 98AG31 is the source of this 2703-nucleotide messenger RNA. RefSeq lists its product as uncharacterized. Bases 1 to 2703 code for a protein of 900 amino acids. Lineage: Eukaryota; Fungi; Basidiomycota; Pucciniomycetes; Pucciniales; Melampsoraceae. Gene Ontology annotation, molecular function: nuclear import signal receptor activity. Gene Ontology annotation, biological process: protein import into nucleus. Gene Ontology annotation, cellular component: nucleus; cytoplasm. The record is from RefSeq and is a predicted model, not a curated record. The transcript is spliced from 12 exons.
AUGACUACCAACACCUGGGUACCACAACCUGAUGGAUUAUCUCAACUUAUCACCUGUUUGCGUAACUCUGAAUCGGCUGAUAGUCAAAUUCAAAAAACUGUCACUAAACAAUUGGAUUCAUUUAAUGAGAUUCCCGAUUAUAAUUCAUAUCUAGCUUAUAUUCUUUGUCAAUUACCAGAUGAACAUCCUAGACCUAGAUCGGUUGCAGGUCUGAUCUUAAAAAACAACCUUCGAAGAAUACCUUAUAAAUAUGUCAAAUCGGUCAUCUUAACUUCAAACCUCCUUUCAGAUCCAGUUCCAAUGCUUAGGGGUACAGCUGGUACAGUCAUCUCAACUAUCGUCAUGCAAUUCGGUCCUGAAGCUUGGCCUCAAGCUAUUCAAUCUCUCAUCGAACUUACUGAAGCAGAUGAACCACUUGGAAAGGAUGGUGCAUUCUCAACACUUUCCAAGAUUUGUGAAGAUGUACCUAGGAAAUUAGAAAAAAUGCAAAUCAAUGGCAUUCGGGUCCUUGAUAUCAUGGUUCCUCGAUUCAUUAAUCAUCUCAAGACUUCAACAGAUUCAAAGAUUCGUGCUUAUGCUUUGAUUUGUCUUAAUCCGUUUAUUCAAACUGGUGGUGAUGGUAGUCUUACCGAUAAUCUGACAUCUUAUGUCGAAGCUCUGUUUCUUUGCGCAAGUGAUACCUCACCUGACGUACGGAAAAACGUUUGUUCAGCCUUAGUAGCCUUAUUAAGUUCGAAUCCUGAUAUCUUGAUUCCUAACUUAUCACAAACGGUGGAUUUUAUGCUUUAUUCAACUCAAGAAACCGAUGAAGGAGUAGCACUUGAAGCUUGUGAAUUUUGGUUAGCAUUCGGUGAAGAUAUUCGACUGAGGGGUCAUUUACUCAAUUAUCUGGAAAAGGUCGUACCUGUCUUACUGAAGGGUAUGAUUUAUUCGGAAACGGACCUUUUGAUGCUCGAUAAUGAUGAUGAAGAUGAAGCUGUACCUGAUCGUGAACAAGAUAUCAAACCUCAUGUCUAUCGUGGCGGCAAGGAUCAUCCUCAAGGUCGUACUGGCGAAGAGACAGAGGGUAGUGAAGAUGAAGAGAGCGAUGUGGAUGAUGAUGAUCUUACUGGGGAUUGGAAUUUGAGAAAGUGUAGUGCGGCUGCAUUGGAUGUGAUUGCAGUGAAUUUCGAAAACAAAUUACUCGAUUUCCUUUUACCGUUAUUACAACAGUAUCUCUUUCAACCUCAGUGGGAACAUAAGGAAGCUGCAAUCUUGGCUCUGGGUGCUAUUGCUGAAGGCUGUGUGGUCGGUAUGGAACCCCAUCUGGCUACACUGGUCCCACUUCUUUUGACAUGUUUGAAAGACCGAAAGGCACUGGUAAGGUCGAUCACGUGUUGGACUCUGGGUCGUUAUGCAAGCUGGAUUAUUUCACCUGGAGCCACUGCGGAACACAAGCAAACUUUGCUACAUUCUGUUCUCGAUGGUAACAAACGUGUCCAGGAAGCUGGAUGUAGUGCUUUUGCUACUCUGGAAGAAGAAGCAGGAGACGAACUAGAACCUUACUUACAUCCGAUCCUAACCAGCUUAGUGAUGGCCUUUCGAAAAUAUCAACAAAAGAAUCUGUUAAUCUUAUAUGACGCACUGGGCACAUUGGCCGAUUCAGUUGGGAAUGCACUUGCAACACCUGAAUUACUUCAAAUCUUAAUGCCACCCUUGAUUGAAAGAUGGGAGAAAUUAUCAGAUGAUGAUCAAGAUUUAAUUCCAUUAUUAGAAUGUCUUUCAUCGAUUGUGAUUGCGAUCGGACCAGCAUUCUUACCAUAUGCUCCUACGGUAUUUUAUAGAUGUGUAAGGAUAGUGACGAGUAAUCUAGAAGGAUUUGCACUUUAUAUGAAGAACCCACAUGAAUAUGAAUUACCGGAUAAGACUUUCUUGAUUUGGAUUGACUCAAGGACUUGGAUCAUUAGCUAUACCAAUACGAGUAUCGAACUGAUCAAUUUCCCUACACCUACCACUCAACAAUCACUUCCACCUAUCCUUUCCUUACUGGGAACUUGUCUUAACAUUGACUUUCCUGAACCUUCUGUACGACAAUCGGCAUUUGCUUUGGUAGGAGAUUGUGCGAUCUCAUGUUUUCAUUUACUUGAAUCUUAUUUACCUACGGUGAUGCCUGAGAUCAUUCGUCAGAUUGAUUAUGAAACCCCAUUGAAUUUAACAAGUGUUUGUAAUAAUGCUGCAUGGGCUGCAGGUGAAGUGGCCAUUAAAGCAGGUGAAAGGAUGAGAGAGUAUAUCGAACCACUUUUGACUCGAUUGGUACCUGUGCUUACUUCUGCUAGAGUGGCUCGUAGUUUAACUGAAAACUCAGCUGUGACGAUCGGAAGACUUGCUUUGGCUUGUCCUCAAUUAGUGGCACCUCAUCUUGAUAAAUUUAUUAGACAAUGGUGUCAAACUUUAGCAGAAAUUAAAGAUAAUGAUGAAAAAGAUUCUGCGUUUCGUGGAAUGUGUUUAGCCAUUGAAUUAAAUCCGAAUGGAUUAACUGAAUCAUUUGGGUUUUGGUUAAAUGCUGUGGGUAGAUGGAGUCGACCAUCGGCAGAUUUAAAUAUGAAAUUCAAAUCGCUUUUACAUGCUUUUAAAAGUGUGAUUGGAGAACCAGGUUGGAGUCAAACUAUUAAUAGUCUUUCACCACAAACUGGUCAAAGAUUACAAGUUUUAUAUCAAGUUUGA